Molecule: messenger RNA, 1865 nt
Organism: Cyprinodon variegatus (sheepshead minnow)
Lineage: Eukaryota; Metazoa; Chordata; Actinopteri; Cyprinodontiformes; Cyprinodontidae
Gene: pdia5
Product: protein disulfide-isomerase A5-like
Exons: 9
Biological process (GO): protein folding
Cellular component (GO): endoplasmic reticulum
Molecular function (GO): protein disulfide isomerase activity
Source: RefSeq, a predicted model, not a curated record
GUACUGGCGGGGAUGAAUGUGCACCCAGCUGAGUUUGACGGCCUUAAGCAGGAGUACAACGUCAAAGGCUAUCCGACCUUCUGCUACUUUGAGAAAGGAAAAUUCCUUCAUCACUAUGAAAACUAUGGAGCUACACCCAAGGACAUAGCAGACUGGCUGAAGAACCCACAGCCCCCCCAGCCAAAGACUCCUGAGGUGCAGUGGUCGGAGACGGACUCGCCAGUCUUCCACCUGACCGAUGAGUCCUUUGACAGCUUCCUGGAGGAACAUCCUGCAGCCCUGAUCAUGUUCUACGCCCCCUGGUGUGGCCACUGCAAGAAAAUGAAGCCAGAGUAUGACGACGCCGCUGAAGUACUCAACAAAGCUGCAGACAGUCCAGGCGUGCUUGCAGCAGUCGAUGCCACGGUGCACAAGGCUGUGGGAGAUCGCUUCAAGAUCUCCGGUUUCCCCACCGUCAAGUAUUUCGAAAAAGGCGAGGAAAAGUACACACUCCCACACCUCCGUACCAAAGACAAGAUCAUCGAGUUCAUGCACAAUCCCCAGGCACCUCCACCACCAGAGCAGUCCUGGGAGGACAAACCCUCCAGUGUCAACCAUCUUGGUUCAGAGGAUUUCAGAGAAGCUCUGAAGAAGAAGAAGCACGCUUUGGUCAUGUUCUAUGCUCCUUGGUGUCCGCACUGUAAAAACGCCGUCCCUCACUUCACCACAGCAGCAGAGCUCUUUAAGGAGGACCGCAAGAUUGUGUAUGCGGCUGUGGACUGCACAAAAGGACUGAACCAUGACCUCUGCAAGCAGGAGGGGGUGGAGGGCUACCCAACAUUCAACUACUACAACUACGGGAAGUUUGUGGAAAAGUACAACGGAGAUCGUGGGGAAGCAGGCUUCAUAGGAUUCAUGCGUAACCUCAGAGGUCGAGACCAGGAGAAGGUUGGGAAGAGGAAGGAGGAGCUCUGAGGGUGUAAAAAGAGGGCGAUGCACUAUGACCCUUGAGUCUGGCAAGGGCCCCUUUCAGCACUGAAUUGGGAGACUCAAUGACCUCAGCGAAAGGCUAUUUUUUAUACCUUGGUGAUCUCAUUUUUAAUGAUACCAACAGAGUACUGACCAACCACUUGAGACUUCUUUUUAUGGAUAUUUUUGAUGGGCACAAAAUCGAUUUAAAAAAAGUGUUGAUUUCUUUCUCUGUUCUUUUUUUUUGUUUGUUUGUUUUUUUGCCCAAUCACUGUGACUUGAACAUGUUUAAAGCUACACGCUAUAUUGUAUCUAUGCAAAAGUGACCCCUGCUUAUGCCUGUAGGGGUCUGUGUGAUCAAACUAUGGUGGAGGCUGGUGGCCGAUUGAAUAGGAUGAACUCUGAGGCUGCAUCUUCCAUCGCUGCACGAGGGGUUUUCAUCCGAUCCUAUCAACCUUGCUCUCUCUUUAAAUAUUAAUCACGCUGAUCUUUUUUUCUUCUUCUUUUUUAUUAUUCUUCACCAUAUUCAGUGUAUUGCCCUCUUUCUCAGAUCACUUAGAAUAAAUUAGUCUUGAAUUUCCAUUUAACAUUAAUUUUGUGUCCCUGCUUGGUGUGGUUCAGGAUAGUGGUGGGAGUGCUGGAGUCGAUCCCAGCUUUCAUCAGGUUGGGUUCUUCCCAUGACAGAUUCCCAGCUCUAAGCAGGGCCAACAGACUGACAUCUAAGGCAGGCCUCAGCUGAGAUAUAAAUUAGUUAUAAAAAGGCUCCUUAUUGACCUUUUACAUAAGCCGCCAUAGAAUCUUCAAGCUUGUAAAGCAAAAUGUGAAGCUGUGUAAUCGGUAAUAAGGGAAUGUUGGAACACUGGAUUAGAGGGUCAGUGUUCUGUCUGUCUGAAAAACAUAUCUUAGAAAGUUUAAAG